UCUUGUCACGAAUUUACGGUGACAAUUUACGGUUGCUAUUAGUCUUUUUUCUUCCCUUAAAAAUUCUUUUGACAAGAUGGCAUUGAAACGUUCAUCAGGUGUGUCCUCACAAAGUUCAUCAUUUCCAUCACCUACUUCAUUACUCUAUCGAAUGUUUCACAUACGUCCUAAUCAAAGGCGUAACAUUCUUCUCAAUAUUUUAUCCUUAAUUGGAGCUUAUUGGAUUAUUACAACACUUAUUUCACUUUCAAAUCGUGAUAUCGAUGGUCAGGUACAGGGACGUGGAUUAUUGCUGAGGGAACCGGUUGGUCGACAGUUACAAUUACAAGAAGAAGGUUUUGUCGCAAUCGAUGAUUUCAAAUAUCAAGAAAAUCGCAAGAACAACAAUAAGAGUAAGGAUGAAAAUCUACAAAUAGUUCGUGCUCACAGAAAUCUUCCAGAAUCAAUCAAUAAUGAAAAAUUAAAAAAGUCCGAACAAAGCGAUGAAAUUCCCGGUGAAGACAAUAAUGGAUUAGAAAAGCCAAAUAUACCACAACCAAAACGUUUUGUCUAUAUGGAAGGUAGUCCAAUUUAUAAACAAGGUGAUCCAAAUCAACCUGGUGAAUUUGGUACUGGUAAAUUAUCACCAAAAGAGCGUAAAUUGUUUGAUGAAGGAUUUAAGCGAAAUUCUUUUAAUGAAUAUGUAUCCAAUAUGAUUUCCAUACAUCGAUCACUUCCAAAUAAUACCGACGAAUUAUGUCAAAAAGCAUCUUAUCGCAAUGAUCUACCAGAUACAUCGGUGAUUAUUUGUUUUCACAAUGAAGCGUGGUCAGUACUUUUGCGCACAGUGCAUAGUGUACUGGAAAGAACACCUGAUCAUUUACUUAAAGAAAUUAUCCUAGUCGAUGAUUUCUCCGAUUUUGACCACCUAAAGAAACCAUUGGAAGAUUAUAUGAGUCAAUUUGGUAAAGUUCGAAUAAUAAGAUUGGAAAAUCGGAUGGGUUUAAUCCGUGCUCGUCUUAAAGGUGCUUCAGUUGCAACAGGCAAAGUAUUGACAUAUUUGGAUUCACACUGUGAAUGCAUGAAUAGAUGGCUUGAACCGUUGCUUGAUCGAAUAGCACAAAAUUCGACAAAUGUAGUAACACCUGUAAUUGAUACAAUUAACCUGGAAACAUUGCAAUAUCAUUUGUCGAGUCAUCGUCGUUUGAGUGUUGGUGGAUUUAAUUGGGGUCUUGUUUUCAAUUGGCAUAUAUUACCGGAUCGUGAUUAUCAAGCAAUGAAAUCACGAAUUGAUCCCAUACCUUCACCAACAAUGGCUGGUGGAUUAUUUUCCAUUGAUCGAGGUUAUUUUGAAAAACUUGGUGGUUAUGAUCCUGGCUUUGAUAUUUGGGGUAGUGAAAAUCUUGAAAUAUCAUUUAAGAUAUGGAUGUGUGGUGGACGAUUGGAAGUGGUACCAUGCAGUCAUGUUGGUCAUAUUUUUCGUAAAAAAUCACCUUACAAAUGGAGGAAGGGUAUUAAUGUAUUACAAAGGAAUAAUAUUCGAUUAGCUGAGGUAUGGUUAGAUGAUUACAAAGAAAUUUACUACAAUCGGAUCAAUCAUAAGCUGGUUGAUUUUGGCGAUGUAUCAGAGCGAAAGAAAUUACGAGAACAUUUGAAGUGUCACUCAUUUAAAUGGUACUUGGAUAAUGUAUUUCCAGAUUUAUUUCUACCAUCGGAAGCAAUUGCAAGUGGUGAAAUUCGUAAUCUUGGUAAUCAAAAGUAUUGUGUGGAUCAUGAUGUUGGUCGAAAUGCUGUAAAUGAUAGUGUUAUACCAUAUCCAUGUCAUUUGCAAGGCGGUAAUCAGUUUUGGAUGUUAAGUAAAAGUGGUGAAAUACGACGUGAUGAAUAUUGCAUUGAUUAUACAGGUCGUGGUUCACCAGUAACUUAUGAAUGUCAUGGUUCCAAAGGUAAUCAACUUUGGGAUUACAAUCAUGAGACUGGUCGAUUAUAUCAUCCAGUAUCACGUUACUGUUUAACACUAAGCGGUGAUGAUACGAUGCUGGUAAUGAGGAUUUGUGAUGAUAAGAACGAAAGACAACGAUGGAGGUUUCAACAUUUCAAUGAAACAUUGGCUGCACAAGCAACAAGUAAUAUUAAAUUAAAAUAA
Loa loa (African eye worm) is the source of this 2125-nucleotide messenger RNA. RefSeq names its product polypeptide N-acetylgalactosaminyltransferase 5. Lineage: Eukaryota; Metazoa; Nematoda; Chromadorea; Rhabditida; Onchocercidae. The transcript is spliced from 14 exons. The record is from RefSeq and is a predicted model, not a curated record. Gene Ontology annotation, cellular component: Golgi apparatus. The coding region runs from base 77 to 2125 and encodes 682 amino acids.